CAGUCGUGCGCUGCUGAUCUAGUACAACAAUUACCGGGACCUCGUGGUGCACAGUCCUUCUCCUCUGAUACAGCAGCGCUCGAAGUGCACCAUGCUGCACCGCUUUCAGGAGUAGGAGGAGGUGCACGACCAGGUACAACUUCGUUGACCAGUGGGGAUGAACAACUGCAAGGCCGUGAAGGUACCCCUCAAAUAUUCGAAAGCAAAGUGGACGACAUGCUGCGUCGGAUUACCUCGAAUAGCACAGCAGAUCAUGUUGGAAGGAACUCUCGCUCUUCCUCGACUUGUAGAACCAGGUUCGGCGCCUUAAACCUGCAGAAAAAUGCGACUUCGGAAACACCAAAUCGUUCCACCUUGUCG
Molecule: messenger RNA, 360 nt
Organism: Amoebophrya sp. A120
Lineage: Eukaryota; Dinophyceae; Syndiniales; Amoebophryaceae
Source: the annotation of a GenBank genome assembly